Messenger RNA from Arxiozyma heterogenica, 387 nucleotides. It is a transcript of the gene RCF3, whose product is annotated as Rcf3p. The record is from RefSeq and is a predicted model, not a curated record. NCBI's taxonomy places the organism in Eukaryota, Fungi, Ascomycota, Saccharomycetes, Saccharomycetales, Saccharomycetaceae. Bases 1 to 387 code for a protein of 128 amino acids. The transcript is spliced from 2 exons.
AUGUCAAAUGGAAGACUUCAACCAGUCCAUUAUGACAAAGAAACUUUGAAAGAAUUAACAAAGCAGAUAGCUUAUGCAUCGAUUAUUGGUGGUGCUAAGGGUGCAUUGUUUAGUGUCACCUCAGCAUUGAUUUUGACUAAAACUUCUAGAAUAUUUAGAACUUUGAGAUUACCACUAAAGAUAUUUUAUCAUUGUGCGAUAAUUAGUAGUGGUAUUAUCUUAUCUGGUGAAGCUCAAGUGAAUAAAUUUCAAAGCCAAUAUUAUCAAAAUGAAUUACAAAAGAGACAGAAACUCCUUGAUGAGGCUGCAGAUAAUGGCGUAUUUUUAGAUGAAAACUAUAUUUCGAAGAGCGUCAUUAGUGCUGAUCAAGGACGUGUGGCUAAAUAA